Molecule: messenger RNA, 4095 nt
Organism: Toxorhynchites rutilus septentrionalis
Lineage: Eukaryota; Metazoa; Arthropoda; Insecta; Diptera; Culicidae
Product: thioester-containing protein 1 allele R1-like
Exons: 13
Coding region: 1-4095 (1364 amino acids)
Cellular component (GO): extracellular region
Molecular function (GO): endopeptidase inhibitor activity
Source: RefSeq, a predicted model, not a curated record
AUGAGUUUCGAUGAUCGUGAACCUUCGACAAAUUUGAAGACAACGACAGAUGAAUCUUCUUCAACGGGUAUAUUAGAAACUAUAUUGAACUCCCAAACAACAUCGGCAUUCCCAUCACAAGCUACGGAGGUAACGGCAGUAGAGACUAUUACAAUACCCAAUUGUUCCUCUUCAAGCCUUUCAGUGGUUGGUUCGCUAUCCAUCCGAUGGAACACUCCUUACACCGUUGUGCUGGCCAAUCCAGGAGAUCAUGCUAUACAACUAAAUGUUUCACUUGUUGGUACCUUGGAAGAAAAAACAGUGUUCGACAAGGGUUCCCUUAUUAUUGCACCCAAAAAUACAGCAGUAAACAUCAGCUUCGAGACAUUUGAACUUCCUUUUGGUAAAUACCGAUUAUCAUUUACCGGUACCGAUGGAGAUUGUAAUUUCAAUGAAACCAUCGAUCUCGUAUACAACCACAAAACUAUGUCGGUCUUCGUUCAAGCUGACAAACCAUUUUACAGUCCUGGGGAUCGAAUGCGUUUCCGGAUCCUGAUAGUUGAUGCCCACACGAGACCGGUAACACACAUUAAAACCAUCAAUAUAAAAAUGUUAGAUGCUACAAGAAACACUAUUAUGCAAUGGCCAAAUGCAGUGAUAGAGAAUGGAGUUUUUUCAUUUGACACGCAGUUGGCUUCCUCGCCCGUUCUAGGAACGUGGACCCUCGAGGUGCUUUCUAAUGGAACUACGACAAUAGAGAAUUUUGAAGUGAUUCAGGAUAAGCUACCAAAGUUUUCCGUCAAGGUCUAUCCCACCAAAACCCCACUCAUGAAGGAGAAAAAGAUUCCAAUUACAAUUGAAGCUGCUCACACUCUUGGUCCGAAAAUCAUCGGAACAGCCCGCGUGGAAUUGUUCCUCAGCGAGGAGUACUUUACGCCAUUGGAUACCAUCACUACGCGAAUAAAUGGGCAGGUUCAUUUAGAAUUCACACUUAACAAUGAGAUAUCAAUCCAGAAUAAGUCGACGAAUUUUCAUCUCGUGAAUGUGAAAGUCAGUGUAACGGAACAGUUCACAAAUCGUUCUGUGAACAUUAUUCGAUCCAUACCCGUAUUCUUGUAUCCGUAUAGAAUUUCGCUGGUGGAUCCACUUCCACCACUGCAUCCAGGUAUGCCCUAUCCAGUGCAGAUCAUGGUAAAGAAUCACUAUGACGAAGCUCCGGUAGAUCACAAAAUCUUGAAUGUAACAGUGCGCUACGAAGGAAAUGAUACCAGCACUAGCAAAACAUCAAAGCAUUCCCUCGAUAGACAUGGUUUGGUAUCACUGUAUCUGGAUCCACCCCUCACAAUACACAGGCUAACACUUGAAGUAAAUUAUGAUUCGGUGGAUUAUGGACGUAUUGGCACAGUAGAAGUGACUGAAUCACAUAGUUCGCAUUAUGUGCGAGUUACUCUCAACCCAGCAUACAGAGUUCGCGUGAAUAAAGAGGUUACCUUCAGCAUUAGUAGUACAAAAAAACUAACCAUGAUCUGGUACGUUAUUAUGAGCAGAGGUUGUAUCGCAAUAGCUAAGUCCUUAGUUAUACCGAAAAGGAAGAAGUACCAUUUCAAAGUGGAGCUUACAUCCGAGAUGACGCCAAUAUCACGGCUUGUAGUGUUUAGUACAAUCGAGAAUAUUUUGUUAUUUGAUCAGCUGGAGCUGGACUUUGAGUCGUUUAACAAUAAUGUAAUGAUGUCUCUAGAUAGCGAUGAAUAUCAACCAGGGCAAGACAUUUAUAUUACCGUGGGAGCUGCUCAGGAUUCUCAAAUCAUAAUGCAAGCAAUCGAUCAAAGCAUUGUUGUUUCGGGUAACAGCGCAAACAGUUUCGACAAAAACAGAGUACUCAAAGAUCUGGCCCUCUACGACUACACCGAGGACGACGAGACGAGCAUGUUUCCCCCUGUGCUUAUCAGGACUAAUUUCCCCAAAUCAUGGCUUUGGAAAAGUUUCCCGAUGCACGGCAAAAAAACGAGCGUGAAUGAUACCGUCCCGGACACAAUAACAUCGUGGCAAAUCUCAGGAUUCGCACUCAGUCCAACAGUGGGUUUGGGAUUUAUAAAUCAACCUAAAACGAUGGUCGUGAAACAACCGUUCUAUAUCAUCGCCAACCUUCCGUAUUCAGUCAAGCGCAAUGAAGUUACACUGAUUGAAGUUACACUAUACAACUACCUGGAAAAGAACCUGCAAACGGAUGUGAAACUAUUCAACAAAAAAGACGAGUUUGAGUUUGUUGAUGAACCUAGUAAUGCGACAACCACUCGCUCAAGGAAAGUAGUGGUGGUACUCAACAAUAUAGAAAAGACUAUUGUGUUCAUGAUUAAGGCCAAAAAACUAGGAGAUGUCACGAUCAAAAUUGAAGCAAAGAACUUGCUAGCAUCGGAUGCGGUGGAACAUAUUUUGCGUGUAACUCCAGAGAGUCAUUUGUACACAAAAACCGAAGCUAGAUUUAUCGAGCUUGCUAGACCAGGCAGGAAAAAAUUCACUAUCGAUAUUGACGUCCCAAGAGGAAUUGAUGAUCCGUCCUUGCAAAUAAAAUUCACUCUCGAUGCGAACUUCUUGGGUACGACCAUUAAGCAUCUCGAAUCUCUUGUUCAUUUACCGACUGGUUGUGGCGAAACAAACAUGGUCAAUUUUGUUCCAAAUAUUGUCAUAUUAGAUUAUCUUUCCGAGACUGGCGUUAUGAAACGGGCGAAUAAGGUGAAAUCGAAAGCCCUUCAUUACCUCCAAAAUGGCUAUCAAAAUCAACUAAAGUUCAAACGUCCCGAUGGUUCGUUUAGCGUCUGGGGAAGACUCGAUUCGGAUGGUUGUACAUUCUUGACGGCAUUUGUGGCCAAAUCAUUCAAACAAGCGUCUGCAUAUAUCGAUAUAGAUGAGUCAAUAAUUUCCAAUGCAUUCCGUUGGUUGGCGGAUGUUCAAAGUCCGAAUGGGCGAUUUGAGGAAUUGGGGCAGGUCUAUCAUGCAAAUAUACAAAGUGGGUUACGCAACAACAGUAUUGCGCUUACCGCUUACGUAUUGACAUCCUUCCUGGAAAAUCCCGAUAUAUCGGCAUUACAUAACUUCACAGUUCAGAGAUCGCUGAGAUUCCUGUCAAGAAGACUCGACGAGAUUGACGAUGCGUAUGAUUUAGCCCUGACAACGUAUGCAUUUUCGCUAGCUGGACAUCCAAAGUCCAAACAGGCUCUUGAAAAACUCAUUGAGAAGUCAACAUUUGACGAAGAAACCGGCAUUCGUUACUGGAAUAGGACAACCGUCGGUGUGGAGAUAGCUGGAUAUGCUAUUCUGUCGUUAAUAGAUCAAGAAGUUAUCGGUGGAGCAAUGGAAAUCAUACAUUGGCUGAGUCAGCAACGUUACGGCCGUGGAGGUUACGCCGGAACACAGGGCACAUUUGUUGGACUGAAAGCAUUAGCUAAGCUUUCUGCGGUGAUUUCAACCCAAAAGAACGACUACAAAGUGACGGUUUGGCACAAUCAAACCGAGAAGCAUACCAUAUAUAUCGAUGAAAACGAUGUAUUCGCUAUCCAGGAAUUCGAGCUACCCAACCACGUUCGCCAGGUGGAUGUCGAAAUCGACGGAAUAGGUCACGGUGUUUUUCAGGUUGCUUAUCAAUAUCAUCUGAACAUAAAGCUUGCCAGACAGAGCUUCAAUUUGAACGUAAACGUACUGAAUCAAACCACAUAUCACGUGCAAUUCUUGGAAAUAUGUGUUGACUAUAUCGCGAAGGAAGCAUACCAGCGUUCAAACUUGGCAAUGGUUGAAGUUUUCUUCCCGAGUGGGUUCGUGGCGGAUGAGAAUUCUGUGCAAGAGUUAUCCCAUAAGCAUCAGAUAAGGAAAACUGAACUUCGAUUCGCCGCCACUUCGGUUGUUGUGUACUAUGAUAGCUUGGGAUCAGACCAAAGUUGCUUUCAAGUAACAGCUUACCGUAGGUACAAAGUUGCGGAGAUUCAUCCUGCUAACGUUGUGGUGUAUGAUUACUACGACCAAGAUCACUUCGCCAUCAAGUCUUACUUGGGAAAAAAUGCUCAGUUUUGCGAUAUCUGCGAAGACGAGAAGUGUGAAAACGCGUGUUCUGUGAAUGAAUAA